Messenger RNA from Anopheles merus, 559 nucleotides. RefSeq names its product serine protease inhibitor Kazal-type 1-like. The transcript has a single exon. Gene Ontology annotation, molecular function: protein binding. Bases 136 to 420 code for a protein of 94 amino acids. NCBI's taxonomy places the organism in Eukaryota, Metazoa, Arthropoda, Insecta, Diptera, Culicidae. The record is from RefSeq and is a predicted model, not a curated record.
CCCCUUCACUUCAACUGUACAGCCAUUCAGUGCUAGAACACAUUUCGCAUCGAACGCGCCCCGAUCAAGGCAUUGCCAAGAAUAAACCAAACCAAGUUUUGAGAAGUCCAGGAAGAAAGUGACACAAACCUUAGAAUGCGUGUGCUGAGCUGCAUCUCUGUGCUGUUGGUGGCACUGGUGGCCGUGCUGGUUCUACCGGGCAGUACCACUGCCUUCAGAAGGAACUAUAACGGAGUGUGUGCCUGUCCCAAGAUUUACCGGCCUAUUUGUGGAAGUGAUCUGAUCACCUACGCCAAUAGCUGCAUACUGCGGUGCAAGGUGGACAGUUCCUACGGCAAAUCGGUUCAGCUGCGGAUACUUCGCGACGGAGAAUGUGAGCGCAAGGCACCGAUUCAGAUUCCCGAGGAGAUCCUGGAUUAAGGCGAACGAACACCAUAAGGAACUGUAUUUGUGAUAGCGAAGGAUAUGGAGAACAAAGACAAAGAAGUAAAGGAAUGCUUCAGCUGUAUGUGAUGUGAAAUAAAUCGACAAUAAAGUAUUGAUUUGUUAAAAAAAAAAA